Ornithorhynchus anatinus (platypus) is the source of this 3161-nucleotide messenger RNA. RefSeq names its product endoplasmic reticulum-golgi intermediate compartment 1 (gene ERGIC1). Gene Ontology annotation, cellular component: COPII-coated ER to Golgi transport vesicle; endoplasmic reticulum membrane; endoplasmic reticulum. The transcript has 10 exons. The coding region runs from base 103 to 975 and encodes 290 amino acids. Gene Ontology annotation, biological process: endoplasmic reticulum to Golgi vesicle-mediated transport; retrograde vesicle-mediated transport, Golgi to endoplasmic reticulum. NCBI's taxonomy places the organism in Eukaryota, Metazoa, Chordata, Mammalia, Monotremata, Ornithorhynchidae. The record is from RefSeq and is a predicted model, not a curated record.
GGGUCUGCGCGUGCGCGGCCCGCAGAGCCCCAAGGUUGGCCAGCCGGGCUGCGAAAUCCCUCCCCGCCCAGGUGCCGGUCCUGCUCCGCCGCCGGCUCCAACAUGCCCUUUGACCUCAGGAGAUUUGACAUCUACAGGAAGGUGCCGAAGGACCUCACCCAGCCGACGUACACCGGGGCGAUCAUCUCUGUCUGCUGUUGCCUCUUUAUUCUGUUCCUCUUCCUUUCGGAGCUCACGGGAUUCAUAGCCACAGAAAUAGUGAACGAGCUGUAUGUCGACGACCCGGAUAAGGAUAGCGGAGGCAAAAUAGACGUCAGCCUGAACAUCAGUUUACCGAACCUGCACUGCGACUUGGUGGGGCUGGACAUCCAGGAUGAGAUGGGAAGACACGAAGUGGGACACAUUGAUAACUCGAUGAAGAUCCCCCUGAACAAUGGGGAUGGCUGUCGAUUCGAGGGACAGUUCAGUAUCAACAAGGUCCCUGGCAACUUUCACGUGUCUACCCACAGUGCCACAGCACAGCCCCAGAAUCCAGACAUGACUCACGUGAUCCACAAGCUCUCCUUUGGGGACAAGCUUCAGGUGCAGAACAUUCACGGAGCAUUCAAUGCCCUCGGAGGAGCAGACAAACGCAGCUCUAACCCCCUUGCUUCAUAUGACUACAUCUUGAAGAUAGUACCCACCGUGUACGAAGAUAAGAACGGGAAGCAGCGCUACUCCUACCAGUACACCGUAGCCAACAAGGAGUACGUCGCCUACAGCCACACUGGCCGCAUCAUCCCCGCCAUCUGGUUCCGCUAUGACCUAAGCCCCAUCACAGUGAAGUACACAGAGAGGAGACAGCCUCUCUACCGGUUCAUCACCACGAUCUGUGCCAUCAUAGGGGGAACAUUCACCGUGGCAGGGAUCCUGGAUUCCUGCAUCUUCACAGCCUCCGAAGCCUGGAAGAAGAUCCAGCUCGGGAAGAUGCAGUAACGUCGAAGCGCCACGCUCUCUCACCUGGGAACACGAAUGAAGGCUCCACAAUCCAUCCAUCCAUCCAACCAUCCAUCCAUCCCUUCUGGUUCUUCUUUCCUUUCCUUUCUGUUGGUCUCAAUCAGUUCUGUGUUUUGUCAGUUUAAAGGUCCGGGGGUAGGGUAGUCACUGUCUGAGAUUUUUGGUUUUCCACAUCUCUCCAGGGCCCACAGACCUCUCUUCAAGGCAGACUCGGAAUUAGGAAAGCAUUCCAGGGUAGAGGGUGAGGCGGCCCCUCCCUUUGGGGGUGAUGCCCCACCACCCCCUUUCCUCUGCUGCCAGGCCUGUUCGGGUAGCAGUCGGCACAUCUGGGUCGAAUUCUCAGCAAUGCUAUGACAAUCGCCCAACUCGCUCCUCCAGGGCACUUAUUGACAGGAAGAUGGGGGUGGGGAAAGGCUCUCUGGAGGGGUUGGGGGGAAAGGAAGUCCUGUUUCAGCCCCAGAGGAGGUUCCGGACUCAUGUCGGCAAAGAGCGGCUUCUCGGAACUUCCUCUAGACCUCCGUUGGGGGGAUCGUGCUGCUCUGAUUCCGGGCCUUGCAGAAGCAGCGUGGCGUGAAGGGGUGAGGCCGACGAGACCACCCUAAGUGUCCUCGGACAGGAGGACCGACCCCUGUGGCGCCUCUGUUAUGAAGUUGGGGGCCUGGACCCCGCCGGGCCCACCCUGAGAAUUGGGGGAAACUUGGAUUUCUUUUUCCCUUCCAGAGGCUAUUUCGGGCUGCCGAAAACUGCGGCCCCGGACAGUGGAGGCUCUGCUCAGCGUGCCUCCUCUCUUCCCGGCCUCCUGCUUUUCUCUCCCCUGGUGGGCCGCCCUCCUGACCGAGGGCCGGUUUUGGUUGCCGGGGGAGGCCGGUCGAGCCUCCAGCACGGGGCGAGGCCCGCGGGUGCAGGCGGAUGGUGGAUCCGGUCGAGCCAACAUCCCGUGGCCUUCCCGGGGAAGGAGAGCAGUGUCGAACGGUGUUUAAGACUUGGGGCUGUCUGCCAGUCUGGUCGUUUUUUUCUCCUGUUCCUUAAACUACCCUCUCCCCAGGGCCAGCGGUUCUGGGGGUCACCAGCCCCUCUCCGGAGAGGGAUUCCCUCCCCUGAACCCAACUCCUAAGGAACCAGUUUGCCAAAACGUGCAUCACUGGGGUGGGAGAGGGAGCGGAGGGGUCCAGAACUGACCUGGCCUAGAAGCGGGACCUAGGGAGCCCCCAGCUCCUCUAACGGGUUCCUCACUGGCGCCAGUUCAGUGCCAGGCCGCUGGAGUUUAUUGCCAACGUCGUAGAUAGAGCACAGGGAAGGCUUUCUCACCGUGGCUGGGUUACGGAGGCUCGCUCACCGCCCCCUACGCCCUUAGCUCACAGCAAUAACGGGUCCCCGCCGUCGGCACUGUGGUCCGUCUGGGGGCUUCCGAGAUAAUGGGCACCUGGCAGCUAGUGGCCCGUUGCCGGUGGCGACCCCCAGCCGGACUCGCCCCUCCGAGCGGCUCCUGCCUCCUCUUGCCCCCACGAGACACGCGUCUUCCGCUGCCCCCUCCCCGACAGCUCAGCACGGGGAAGGCGGUGCAGCCCCCCGGGCCUGACCGACAACCUAAAUGAAUUUCAAGGACUCCAGUCGACCCCAGCUAGAGAACCGCUCUCCCGCUUUCCAGCCGAAGUAAGAUCGUCUCCUCACUUUUUGUAAUUAGGGAGAAUGUCUGGUUGAAGUUCUUUUUAUAAUACAAUCUGUGACGUUUAUAAUUUUUAAUCUCCCAGCAACCUCUACGGAUUAAGACGCUGACUUAGAGAAACGCGUCCCCUUCCCCUCCCCCUUAUUAAUUGAGAUCAGAGUUGUAAACCGGAUCGAAUUAGUUCUCGUAUCGGUAGCUGUUUGGAUGGAUUUUUGUAAUACGUGGUUUUUUUUCCGUCUAGAAAUGAAGAUGGGAACAGUCCCUCUGUGGGUGGGGGUGUGGGCACGCGCGCGUGUGUGUGUACACGUACCCGUGUGGGAUGCAGAUGUGUGCCAAGUCCCUCUUUCAUGGAGUUUCUCCACUCGUGGACUGUCGGGAACUAAUAAAGGGAUGCCUCCGCCCCACGGGACCCUUAACAAAACCUUUUUAAAGGAAAUUGGUUCUCUCCCAAACCCACUGGGCUGAAAGUGAUUAAAAAGAUGUGAUUUUUUUUUUUUAA